AUGGCUCCUCCCAGUUUACAUGAAACAGUGAAAGUGGUAGAGACAAUGGUAACUAGAAAAGUGGAUCUUCGAUCGGACACAGUGACGAAGCCAACUGAGUCAAUGAGGGCUGCUAUGGCAAGUGCGGAAGUUGAUGACGAUGUUCUUGGCUAUGAUCCAACGGCUUUACUGUUAGAGAUCGAGAUGGCGAAGUUAAUGGGAAAGGAGGCAGCUCUUUUUGUUCCAUCAGGGACUAUGGGUAACCUUAUCGCUGUACUUGUUCAUUGUGAGGUUAGGGGAAGUGAAGUUAUUCUCGGAGACACUUGUCAUAUCAAUAUUUACGAGAAUGGUGGUAUUUCGACCAUUGGAGGAGUGCAUUCGAGACAGCUUAAAAAUAACGAUGAUGGAACAAUCGACAUUGAUUUGAUUGAGUCUUCUAUUAGAGAUCCGAGGGGGGAGCUAUUGUUUCCGAGCACUAGGCUUAUUUGCUUGGAAAACAGUCACGCAAACUCGGGUGGAAGAUGUCUCACUGUUGAAUAUACUGAUAGAGUUGGAGAGGUUGCUAAGAAGCAUGGAGUGAUGCUUCACAUUGAUGGAGCCCGACUUUUUAAUGCAUCAGUUGCGCUAGGUGUUCCUAUGGAUAGGCUUGUCGAAGCAGCUGAUUCGGUUUCAGUUUGCCUCUCUAAAGGCAUAGGCGCUCCAGUUGGAUCUGUUAUAGUUGGUUCCAAGGAAUUCAUUGCUAAGGCUAAGCGACUCCGGAAAACCUUAGGUGGUGGAAUGAGACAGAUUGGCAUCCUUUGUGCUGCUGCACUUGUUGCCUUAAAGGAAAAUAUCGGAAAACUGGAAAGUGAUCACAAGAAAACUAGAGUUUUGGCCGAUGGAUUGAAUGAAAUUAAAGGGAUCAGAAUUAAUCCCGGUUCUGUGGAGACCAAUAUAAUAUUUAUCCACAUUGCGGAUGGUUCAAGGACUACAACUGAAAAGAUAUUCAAGUACUUGGAAGAACGCGGUAUCCAUGUGAUGCAUGACAAACCAUCAAGGUUGAGAGUUGUUCUCCACCACCAAAUUUCAGCGAGUGAUGUGCAGUACACUCUGUCAUGCUUUCAGCAAGCAGUGCAAAUUGAAAAUGGGAACUAG
Molecule: messenger RNA, 1113 nt
Organism: Lathyrus sativus (Indian pea)
Lineage: Eukaryota; Viridiplantae; Streptophyta; Magnoliopsida; Fabales; Fabaceae
Source: the annotation of a GenBank genome assembly